Molecule: messenger RNA, 501 nt
Organism: Naegleria gruberi
Lineage: Eukaryota; Heterolobosea; Eutetramitea; Acrasida; Naegleriidae
Exons: 1
Coding region: 1-501 (166 amino acids)
Source: RefSeq, a predicted model, not a curated record
AUGGGCAAGAAGAAACAAUCCUCCAAUCAAAAGAACAAGACCAAAGAUGAAGAUUCAUCAUGGGAUGAAGUGGCACAAAUGGCUGCUCGUAAUGAAGUAGUAGAACAACAAGGAAAGAAAAAACAAAAAUCAUCUUCCGAACAAUCCAAUAAUACAACAGCAACAAAUAGUUCAUCCAACAAUACAACAGGUAUACCUUUCACUGAUCAACAAAUUCGUCAUCUUGUUGAAACUUUAUCAGCUCGUUUGAAGAAUGAAGAGAAGGCUGAAUUGGAAACAAUUGAACAAGAAACUGUAAAAACAAUUUCCGAUUUAAAGCUUGAAGUAAUGCAAAAGCUUGGAAUGGAUUCUUCUCAAUCCGAUAAAUUAAAGACAGUAACUCAAGUUUUGGAUAAACAUUUUGAUGGAGUUGCAAAGCAAAAUUCAGAAUUAAAACGUGAAAAUGCUAUUUUGACACUCCGAUUGCAAACAAGUGAAAUCAGAGGUGUAGAAGGUAUGUAA